Messenger RNA from Oikopleura dioica, 4605 nucleotides. The record is from the annotation of a GenBank genome assembly. NCBI's taxonomy places the organism in Eukaryota, Metazoa, Chordata, Appendicularia, Copelata, Oikopleuridae.
AUGAAGGUUACGAAUAUGAAUAAAAAGAAGUUCUGCCUAGAAGUGAGUUUGAUGAUCGGUCGGGGUCAAUUCUUCACGCGGAGGAUUGUCGAUGUCUCUUUGCAGCCAGUGCGCCAGUUUUCCACGACUUCGCAGCUAGAACGUAGAGGCUUGACUGGCUCCAAAACAGCUUUCUAUUCAUCGUUGGGAGACCAGAAAUACAAGAAGUUUAGGACGGCCAAAGCCAACAGAAUUUAUAUUCCACCAGUGGAGGAGUAUAUUCACCUCCGCUCCGGCGCAUACCGCUUCAACGAAAAAACUCGAGCAAAUUCUCUGGGAGGCUAUGUCCGCAACACUGAAAACUUCAUGCCAAUGUCUCGUCUUCCCAAAUCCGCUUCAAAGUGGGACGCUUCUCUUUCCUACGAAAAUCGCCACUUUUUGAACUCAAUCUUCGACGAGAAGAAGAGCUACGCGGCGGAGGAGAGAGAACGAACAAUCCAGGAGAAUAUAGUCGGCGAAGAAAACUCUAGAUGGCCAAUUUAUAAAUACAAAACUGGGAGUCGAAGAACAGGAAUGGUUAUGAAGAAGAUUGGUGUUCAGCCAAUGUGGCUGCGUGAUGGAACUCGCGUUGUAAGCACGAUUUUGCAAGUCCAAAACUGCCACGUUAUCAAGUACUUUCCGAAGCACGAGUUCAACGGCCGCACUGGCGCUGUCAUUGUCGGCGCUGGCACUGGCAAGCCUUUUCUAAAGAACGAAAACUACACCCAAUACUGUCUUGAUGCGGGAGUGACGCCUAAAGCCCAUCUAGCUCGAUUCCCAGUCACGGAAAAUGCACGACUCCAGCCUGGAACUCCACUUCAUGUCCAGCACUUUCACGUUGGGCAGUACGUUGAUGUCGUUAUCAAAUCCGUCGACUUUGGAGAAGUAGAUGUUGUUACUAGGUACCACAAGAAGCAAAAUGGCAAAUCUCCAUUUUACCGAAAGUAUCACAUGCGAUUGAGUCCAGGAAGAUGGGGAAAUCACAGAAAAGUAGGCUCCGCUGGAGCGCGAGGAAAUACGAAAGUCAACUUGCCGAAUUGGUACAACGAGCUGUCUGGCCGACCGCUCAAGGGUAGAAGAGGGCCCGGCCAGCUGGGAGGCGCUGACACGGUGUUUUGGGGUCGAAAAGUGCUUAGGAUGAAUACUGAACACCAAUUGAUUUGGGUCUUGGGCACAGUUGCUGGAGAAAUUGGCUCUUGGGCACGAGUUUAUGACUCAAGAACAACAAAAAACGAUGUUGAUUUUGCGAAGGAGCCGCCUAUGUUCCCUACCUUUUAUCCAGAGCUUCAUGGCGACCAGUGGGCAGAUGAAAUUUAUGACGAGACUUUACAUCCCUUCGAUGACGAGAGCAUAAAUCAUGAAGAAGGGACCGAGUUGCUCAAGACUCUCAACGAGACAUAUCCAGAACUCUGCUAUUUAUACUCAAUAGGUGCUAGCGAACAGAACAGGGAGCUGUGGGUUCUUCAAAUCACAGAAAAUGUACAUAAACGGACUCCCGGAAGGCCGCGAGUUAAAAGCGUCGCGAACAUGCACGGAGACGAAACAGUCGGCAAAGCUCUAAUGUUCCAACUAGCGCAGUUCCUUCUGGAGGGUUACGAAACGGAUCCCGUCGCUGCCGAAAUCGUCAAUAACUAUGAUCUACAUCUUAUGCCCAGUCUGAACCCAGACGGGUUCGAAGCGUCGAGAGAAGGUGACUGCCAUACUUCCGGGCGCGACAAUGCCAACAGAAUCGACUUGAACAGAAACUUUCCCGACCAGUGGCGCGAUACAAACUGGAAGGUCGGCGACACACAGCUCGGAAACGGGCGAAACAUUGCCAAGGAGAAUUUAGCGAUGAUCGAUUGGAUCCUGAACAGUCGUUUUGUUCUCUCCCUCAAUUUGCAUGCUGGCUCUGAAGUCGCUUCUUAUGGCUGGGACGGACUUCCAAAUGGCCAGCGACAUGGCUACUCAAAGAUGCCAGAUGAUGAGCUCCUGAAGUGGCUGGCUCAUGUUUACGCAGAUAACCACGAAACAAUGCACAAAAUGGACGGCGCAGCAUGUGGCGAGCCCGAGCCUAGCUUCAUCAAAGGUGUCACGAAUGGUGCCAAUUGGUAUCCCCUCAACGGCGGCAUGGAAGACUUCAACUACAUCUACGGCGAUUGCGUCGAGAUCACCAUCGAACUGACUUGCUGCAAGUAUCCUAGAGCAUCAACGCUUGAGCACGAAUGGACUCGAAACAAAAACGCCCUUCUGGCUUACAUUCGUCAAUCGGAUCAAACUGUCCAUGGGUUUAUUACUUGCGACGAAGGGGAUCCACAGAACAACGUUGAAAUUACAGUCGACGGAAUUGAUAAAGUAAUGCACUCGGACUCAAACGGCGACUACUGGAGACCACUCGUCCCGGGAACUUAUCAAGUCACUUUCGCAAAAGAAGGCUUUGAGACGGAAACAAUCACAAUCGAUGUGCCAAAAGGCGGAGUUGCCCGAAACAUCACGCUCCGAGGCAAACGAUCGUCUGAAACAGAAGAAAUUGAUGAUGACAAUCAAACCGUAAUUGAGGAGAAAGUCGACUCUGACGAGCCCCAAUCAAUUCUCGAAACAGAAACUCUAGAUUUAGUCGACGCACAAGAACAAGAGGCUUCGAAAGAAAUUGAAACUCCUCUGGAACUUCGUGCAAAAAAUCCCGAGCCAGGAACUGACGAUUAUGAUCAGGAGCCUACUCAAUCUCCUCCUGAGGAGGAAGCUAAUUCGGUGCUUUCCGAAAACGAAGAAAAAGAGAGUGCUCCCGCACGUGUCGAUCUCUCGAAGCUUACUGAUCCUGAUUUCAACCCUUUCAAACAUCGUCUCCACGCGGAUCUGACGGAAUACCUCCAAAAACUUACGGAGAAGUAUUCCUCAAUCUCAAAGCUCUACUCAAUCGGCAAGUCAAUCAAGGAACGCGAUCUCUGGGUCGUCGAAGUCUCCAGCGACCCAGGCGAGCAUCAGCUAUUCAAGCCCGAGUUGAAACUCGUCGCUGCGAUGCACGGAAACGAGGCUUCUUCGCAAAUCACCGCCGUCGCUUUCAUUACUGAUCUCGUCACCAACUACGAGAGUGAUCCCCAAGUCAAGAAUUUCGUCGACUCCAACCGAAUCCACGUUCUUUCUACAAUGAAUCCAGACGGGCACGAAAUCGCGACGCUAGAAAUCCUCAACGACGGACCACACAAACAAGAUGCUCAAACUGGCGGCUUUGGACGUGACAACAAUGAUCGUGUCGAUCUCAAUCGCAAUUUUCCCUUCCCGCAGCAAGGAAGAGCGCCUCUUCCAGCUCGGGAGACAGAGCUCGUUAUGAACUGGUCCGAAAAGACGAAUUUCGUCUUGUCGCUAAAUCUGCACAAUGGCGGUCUUUUGGCCAACUAUCCGUACGACGACAACUAUUGGAGCUCAAAGACUAGUUAUGCUCUUGGUCGCGAUAAAAAAGGUAGCUACUCUAAGUGCGACGACGACGAUGUCUUUCGUCAUCUUGCCAGUACUUAUGCAAACAAUCAUCCAACAAUGGCGAAUGGAAAAGGGUGCGAAGAUGAUGCGAUCGGGAUCGAGGAAAAUCCAAAAACGAAGAGUCUAUACGGCGUAGAGCGAUUCAAAGGCGGAAUAACUAACGGCGCCGAGUGGUACGAAGUUUCCGGCAGCAUGCAAGACUGGAACUACUUCUACACGAAUACGCUCGAGGUGACUGUUGAAAUCGGCUGUCUCAAGUAUCCCUCUGAGCCUUUUCUUCAAAAAUACUGGGAAGCGAAUAGAGAGAGUAUCUACAAAUACUACUCUUUCGCCUCGUCCGGAUUCACUGGCCAGAUUCUCGAUGUCAACGAAAACCCCGUUUCUCAAGCGAUCGUCGAGAUUUAUGAUCAAGAUGUUCCCAAAGCCCGUUCGCAUCACGUGCAGUCACUGAAAAGCGGCGAUUUCUUCCGUCCGCUUCUUCCUGGAACCUACUCCGUGCUUAUCCACAAGCCGGGCUUCCACAACCAAACAGAAAGCAUAGAGAUUACCGCUGAAAAACCAACUGUCUUCCUGAAAUUUAACUUGUUCCAAGUUACGCCGCAAAUGGACAUUGAAGAUGAACUCAUGGAAGAAGAAGAGUUUGUCGACACGACGCAGUUUAAAGCUCAAAGCGAGGAGGAAUUACUAGAGUCGCUAGAAAGCUACGAUGAUUCGGAGAAUUCUGAAGAAUCGCAGUCCGAAGAGAGCUACGAGUCUGAAAGUGACGAGCUCUUUGAUCUUGAGGAGGACGAUCCUACCAGUGACAAUUCGGAAAACAAACUUCUCUCUUUUGAAUCGAGUGAAAAUAAGGAGGACAUUCUCGCUGACCCUGUCGAUCCACAGGCACGCACAGAUGAAGAUGUCGUUGAUGAUGAAGAUCCAAGCUGGGAGAGCGAAAACUCGAGCAGCUUCGUCAACAUUCUAGUCUACGGCGUUACCACUCUAGGGAUCCUCUUUUGCUGUAUCAUUUUCUACAAGAAGCGCGCUCCGAACUCGGGCGCGGGCACUUUCCAGUUCAACAAAAUCGGCGUGCAAGAGAGUGGAGCAGACGAGAUGGAACUGAGAAAGAGUCUCUUGCGGAAUCGUGUCUAG